Messenger RNA from Klebsormidium nitens, 2678 nucleotides. NCBI's taxonomy places the organism in Eukaryota, Viridiplantae, Streptophyta, Klebsormidiophyceae, Klebsormidiales, Klebsormidiaceae. The record is from the annotation of a GenBank genome assembly.
AUGGUCGCUAUGACUCGACAGAUUGCGCGCCGGACUCUCGUUCAGGGCAAGAAUCAGAAGAAACCCUUGCUAGCGUCGCACGUGUUCCGCCUUUUCGACACGUGGCUCUUGGCCCCGGGCGCCGAUCUCUUUUCUGCCAUGAAGCUCGCUGCUAUCUCCCUUUGCUACGCGGGUUUCUUUCGUUUUUCCGACCUGAUGACAGUUCAGUGGCAGGAGAUCCGCUUCGAGUCUUCGCACAUGGAGUGUUUUCUCGAGAAAUCUAAGACGGAUCAAUAUCGCGAGGGCCGCUGGGUCCUGAUUUCCCGGGUGGGAGGCGAUCGCUGCGUCGUGCAGCUAGUCGAGCGUCUGAUUCAUUUCGGCUGCUACGCUUCAGAAGGGCCGGGUGGCCUCAUCCGGAAUAUCGUUUCUUCUCCUGUUGGUCAGCGCGUCUGCAGCAGCUGCCCUUCCUACCACACGGUGAACUCGUGGUUCAAGGAGGCGGCGCUUCUUCUCGGCCUCGACCCUGACCAGUAUGCCACGCACUCAGGUCGCCGCGGGGGCGCGACGCGCGCGGCCAAUGUCGACGUCCCUGAUCGUCUCUUCAAGGAGCACGGCGGCUGGCGCUCCGAGCGCGCCAAGGAUGGCUACGUACGCCUGUCACCUUCGCAUCAAGCCCCGCUGAAAUCUCCUAAUAUCUCUGCAAUGGCUACACUUACGGCAAAGACUGUUUCAACGCAACCGUUUCAAGGGCAGAAGCCUGGAACAUCUGGACUUAGGAAGAAGGUGACUGAGUUUCAGAAACCGCACUACCUGGCCAACUUUGUACAGUCCACAUUUGAUGCCCUCCCACAGGACAAAGUCAAAGGGGCUACACUGGUUGUUUCAGGGGAUGGCCGGUACUUCUCCAAGGAUGCAAUCCAGAUCAUUGCUGGCAUUGCGGCAGCGAAUGGGGUUGGUCACAUCUGGAUUGGGGAGAAGGGUCUCCUGUCCACGCCUGCAGUCUCAGCCGUCAUUCGCAAUCGGGUUGGAGCUGGGGGCAAGAAGGCCAGCGGGGCCUUCAUCCUGACCGCCAGCCACAACCCGGGAGGCCCUCACGAGGACUUUGGCAUCAAGUACAACACAGACAAUGGAGGACCUGCCCUAGAGAGCCUCACCGAUGCAAUCUUCGAGGGCACCAAAACCAUCAAGGAGUACAAGACCGUGGACGGCUUGCCCGAGUUUGACCUCACGAAGAUCGGCGUCACCGAGUUCAAGGGCCCCGAAGGUCCCUUUGCCGUCGAAAUUAUCAGCGCAACAGAGGACUACGUCAAGCUGAUGAAGAGCAUCUUCGACUUUGGGGCGCUCAAAGAGCUCUUGGCUCGCAAAGACUUCACCUUCGUGUACGAUGCCCUCAACGGAGUUGCUGGAGCCUAUGCCCCUGCCAUCUUUGUUGACGAGCUUGGCGCGGACCCCGCAAGCCUAAAGCGGUGCGUCCCAAAGGAGGACUUCGGCGGCGAGCACCCCGACCCCAAUCUGACCUACGCCAAGCACCUGGUGCACGACAUGGGACUGGGAGCUGAGGUUCCGGACACCAUCCCCGAGUUUGGUGCGGCUGCGGACGGUGACGCGGACAGGAACAUGAUCCUUGGAAAGAAGUUCUUUGUUACCCCCUCCGACUCGGUUGCUAUCAUUGCUGCCAAUGCUGAGGCAUCCAUCCCCUACUUCAAGUCUGGGCUCAAGGGGGUUGCCAGGAGUAUGCCCACUUCUGCCGCGUUGGACGCUGUUGCAACAAAGGCGAAGCUCAAGUUCUUUGAGGUGCCCACCGGGUGGAAGUUCUUUGGCAACUUGAUGGACGCUGGCAUGUGCUCAGUCUGUGGAGAGGAGAGCUUCGGCACGGGCUCGGACCACAUCCGCGAGAAGGAUGGCAUCUGGGCCGUGCUGGCGUGGCUGUCGAUCCUGGCGCACCGCAACAACGGCAGCGAGCAGCUGGUGACGGUGGAGCACAUCGUGCGCGAGCACUGGAAGACCUACGGCCGCCACUAUUACACGCGCUACGACUAUGAGGGAGUGGAGUCGGACGCCGCCAACAAGCUCAUGGCGCACCUGAUCGAGCAACAAGGGGACUUGGCAGCGUUGAACAAGCUGGUCAAGGCGACCAACUCCGCGGUUGCCGAGGUUGAGAAGGGCGACGAGUUUGAGUACAAGGACCCCGUGGACGGCAGCGUCGCCAAGCACCAGGGCGUGCGCUUCCUCUUCAAGGACGGCUCCCGCCUGGUGUUCCGGCUGUCCGGUACCGGCUCCGCGGGCGCCACCAUCCGUUUGUACAUUGAGCAGUACCAGUCGGACGAGAGCAAGCUCGGACUGGACGCCAAGGACGCUCUUGCCCCCCUCGUUGACGUUGCCCUGGCAGUGUCUAAAAUGAAGGACUUCACUGGCCGUGAGGAGCCAACCGUCAUCACCUAGAGAGACGUCAAAAGAAACCCGAAGAGGCUUUUUUGAAUACAAUGAAUCAGAUUGGGAGGUCCAAAAGGAUAGCGUAGCUUUGGAGCGGAUGUUCAUGGCAUGGAAGCCAAAGAGUGCCAGCCUCUCCGUGCUUGAUGCCCAUGUGUGCGUCCAUGCACAGACCUUCCUUGCUCUAGCUUUGAAUCUCAUUUGGGAUGCAUAUGUAUCAAGUCUCAAGAGCUUGGAGCUUCUUCUACAAUGCCUCCACAAGUCUCGUU